AACCCAUUCCACAUUAUUAUCAUGGAUUUUCGCUUCAACAUGCAUCCGCUGUUCCGGUCGCGGAUUGUCCGGAUAAACAACUCGCUGCUGCCGACCGGCUUCACCGCACAGUCUCGCCGUGUUGCACUCGAUGCGACGGCACAGAUAUCGGAGAUCAUUAACACGGUCGGAUCGAUGUCGGCUCAGGCACAGGGCUUAUCCGUACCGGUAACGACCGCUCAGAAGCUGCGCAACUCGGACCAUCACAUCUACCUGAUGUUUGAGUCAAACGACAAAAAUGGUCUCGUCGUGGGCAUACUGAAGGUGGGCCGCAAGUCACUGUACGUGUUCGAUCCGUCCGGCGAGACGGUCAACGUGACGGCACCCUGUGUGCUGGACUUUUACGUGCACGAAUCGCGCCAACGCGGCGGUCUCGGCCGUGAACUGUUCGAGCAUAUGUUACGCGAGGAAAACAUACAGCCGGACGAGCUGGCCAUCGAUCGGCCGUCGGAGAAGCUGCUCGGUUUCCUGCAGAAGCAUUACGGACUGUCAAAGAAGAUUCCACAGAUGAACAACUUUGUCGUGUACGAAGGCUUCUUCGCAAGCAAGGCUCAAAAUUCUUCCGAUAUCGAUGGACGUCGCAUGCACAUUACCGCUAGUCCUAACACAAAUCUGUUCGGGCCAACGUUCACGACGACGGAGGAAAGACGUCGAUCGACCUCGCAGACCCGAACGAACGUUGCACCGAUGCCGAUCAUCGCCCAACCCCCCGUCGGUCGGUAUGCGGCCAAACGGCCAACCUGCAGCAUGGCACAGAUAAUUCACAACAGUCCCACGGCAGUUUCAACAGAACCGAACAGCACCGCUACUACUAACACCAAUGCAGCUGCUAAUGGGCACGCUAAUGGCAGCAACAAUGGUCACGCGGAUGAUGACGACGAUCAUCAGCACCGGUACGAGACGGAUUCGAUCGAUGGUGGCGAUGGUGGUGGUGAGGAUGGGAUGGACCAACGAUUGGCCGAUGAGAUGCAACGCAUCGAACUGCACCCGGUCGGAGCCGGCAUCGGUACCGGUGGUGAUGCGCCGAACGCACCAUCGCACGCGCACGCGCUGGAAGUAAAGUUUGCCGAUCAGCCGGAAACGCUACCAUACGAAGACAUUCCCGAGCCGGGCCCAGACCCGGAUCCGUACGAUUUUCAUCCGCACCAUCUCGAGCUGCACCACGACGAUACGGACGGUGGUGGUUCACAGCGGGAGCAUUCCUUAUCGCCUCAAUCUGUCAGCCAGCAGGCAACACCGGAACAUCCGUCCGGUGGUGGUGAUUACGGGAUGAUGGGUGGUAUCGGCAGUGGACGAAAGCCGGCCCGGUAUACCAAGCAGCAUACGGGCCUGAAGAAUAUAUCGUUCGGUGUUGGAGCGGCCGUUAUGCCGAGCGGCAAGAUGGAGUUUGAUCAGGAGGAAAACGAAGGUUUCGGGUCGGUGAAGAUCAAUCGGCCGAUUGGGAAGUCUGGUACGCGGGGUAGUCUGCACGACGAUAAUGAGUCAGUUUACUCGAAUGGAAGCCAGCCGGGUGGUGGCAGUGGUGGACACUUUGAUUUGAAGUUCUACCACAACAAGUUGUGGUAA
Molecule: messenger RNA, 1605 nt
Organism: Anopheles maculipalpis
Lineage: Eukaryota; Metazoa; Arthropoda; Insecta; Diptera; Culicidae
Product: alpha-tubulin N-acetyltransferase
Exons: 7
Coding region: 22-1605 (527 amino acids)
Biological process (GO): alpha-tubulin acetylation
Cellular component (GO): microtubule
Molecular function (GO): tubulin N-acetyltransferase activity
Source: RefSeq, a predicted model, not a curated record